AAUAAACGCGGCUGCUGCGUACGCCCAAAAAAACCAGAGAGACAACAGACUCUUGUCUCCUCAAUCGAUUCCAGCUCUAGAGAUCGCACGAAAGUUUAUCAAUCCAUCGUCAAUCCUUCUGUUUUCGAAACAUCUGGUGAUUUUAAUCAAAGAUCAUCGUUGAGUUCAAACGAUUUUAUUUUCGGAACUUGUGUUUCCGGUCGGUGUAAACUGAUUUGUUUUCUUUGAUCGUAUGGUAUUUUGAUAAUUUCGAUGGAAUAUUGUGGUGGGUUUUUAUUGUUUUGAAAUGGGUCAUGGAGAGUUUCGGGUUUGUGAAGGAAUUUGUGUAGAUUUUUUUGUUUGAAUUUUGGUUUUAUUUUUUGAUGAUCUCUUUGGGACCUUGGAAUGCGAGGAAGGGCUUAGAAUUAGAGUUUGGUGGUGGUGUUAAGAGAGAUAUGGAGGAGUCUGAGCUUGAAGAAGGAGAAGCUUGCUCCUACAAUAACAACAACGACGAUUAUAAUACCAACAUGGACCCUGAUAUUGAUCUCUCUUACAUUGAUGAAAAACUUCAACAUGUUUUGGGACACUUUCAGAAAGAUUUUGAAGGUGGAGUUUCUGCUGAGAAUUUGGGAGCAAAAUUUGGUGGCUAUGGAUCAUUUCUACCUUCUUAUCAGCGGUCUCCUGUUUUGUCUCGUCCGAGGACUCCGCCAAAAGUUCAGACCUACAAUGCACCUAUUUCACCAAAUGACUUGAAUCAAGCGGUCGUUCAUUGUGACUCCACGGCACUAUCAACUAUGACUCAGUCAGUGAGCGUUGGAUCUGCUUCUCAUAAUGGCUCUUCAUUGCCUUCACUGAAGGCUUCCUCCAUUAAUGAUAUGUUUAAUCAAGACGUACUCCCACCCACUCAUUGUUCUGAAGGUUUUACCGCUGCACAUGAAUCUGCAAACAGGAAAUCUCCUAAUUUUCCAGAUAAAAAAACACUGAGGUUCCGAGUCAUAAUGGGUUCUGAUAAAUUGUCAACAGGAAAGAAUACUGAAAUAUACAGUGGUCUUGGCCUUGAUGGGUCGCCAUCUUCAUCACUUGGUGAGAGUCCUUCAGAAAGUGAAGGGAUGUCUCAUGAACAUCUUGAGGCACCUUUUGAAUCUCCGACAAGUAUCAUACAGAUCAUGACUUCCUUUCCAGUGCUUGGAGGUUUGUUGUUAUCACCUCUUCCUGAUGCUCUAACGCACUUGAAAGAAAAGGAAAAGCUGCCAAAAUACACUGGAUCCAUGCCUGUUCGGAUGGUUGGUCCAAGUAGUUCCACGACUAAACCAAAUGCGGCUCAUUCUUCGAGGGGUGAUGGGAAGGUGUCAGGAGAGAAGAAAACAAAUUCAGUAGAGAAGAAUGAUGUUUCUACAGAAAGAGAAUAUAAGCUUGGCAGUAGUAGAGAUGCUCAGAAUGGCAUUGGUGCUAUGUCACAAAAUGAGGCAGACCUUGACACAUUGGCUUGUGAGGAGCUUGUUUCUAAUACCUUAAAGCUUCCACUCCUGUCUAAUGCACAUACAAAAGUUGAUGACUCAGCAAAAGUCAUGGGUAGGAUGUCUGAUAUGUCCAAAGAUGCUUGCAAGGGUAUAAUGAGGGAAAGAGUCUCCUCUGAUUGCACGAAAGAUGAACCUUCGGGGUCAAUUUUCGCCCAAGAGGAUGACUGGGUUAGGAAUUCAAAGUCUGAUCGAGUUCUGAAAGUUCGGGAAGACAGAAGUGUUAGUCGUCUUGACAAAGUUUCAGACUACCCAAGGAAGGACCUGGAAGGAGAAAAACCACACAACUCUGUCAAGACUGACUCAAAUUUUCCCAAGGGAGGGAAUGUGGAACUUACCGAUCUCCCCAAGAAAAAGGCCUACCAAAGAGUUAUUUCACAGGGAGAAGAAAUUAUGCGGUUACCUCCUGACAAGGAGCAACCAUCUUCUGGGGGAAAAAAGAAAGUGAAGGCCAGCAAAAGCCAUAAUAUCCUAGAUGCAGAUGUGUCAAAAGAAAGCUCAAGGGUUAGCUCUUCUUUGGUGCCAAAAAAUAAUAAGGGUUCUCAUGAUGGUUUUGCAACUAAAAAAGAAUGUGAAGAUUCAAAACUGCCAAAAACCACUGGAAAGGCUGAAGAUACCUAUAGAGAAAUUUUUGGUGACAUGGUAGAAUUAGAAAAAGAAGAAAAACAAUUAAGUUCGCUGGAAAUGCUUGGUGAAGAAAGGCUGAGGAAUGCUAUGGUCGUCCAAAAAAACACAUAUUUCAGUAGCAAUGCUGUAAAAGAGAGGUCAACUAGUAAGAAAAUUGACAAGGCAUCUACAUCAGAAGCAUAUCCUCAAGCAACUUCAAAAGUUGCUUCUCGCCCUGGAAAUGGACCUUUUUGUGAUGCAGCUUCUGCGGCAGCUGCCUCUGAGGAUAAUUGGGUCGGUUGUGACAAAUGUCAGAAAUGGCGGCUUCUUCCACCUGGUACAAAUCCGAAUGACCUACCUGAGAAGUGGCUGUGUAGCAUGCUUGACUGGCUGCCUGGGAUGAAUCGAUGUAGUUUCAGCGAGGACGAAACAACAAAUGCCCUCUUUGCAUUCUACCCAGUCCCUACUCUAGAUAAUCAAAAUAAUCUUCAAAGUAAUCCUGGUGGCGCUGUAUUGGAAGGUAUCUUUGCUGAUUCUCUUAACCCCAAUGAAAAUGACUUGAGAUUUGGUAUGCAUGCCAUGGCUGCUGGUGGUGGCAAGAAGAAGCAUGGUCCAAAAGAAACAUCAAAUGCAGCAGAUAAAGCUGGUCCCUUUCAGUCAUCAAAUACUGUGAAGAAGAGCAUGCAGACAUCUGUCAGAAAUGGAAGCUUAAAUGAUAAUAAUCCAUCUCCUGGGGUAAGCGAACCUUGUUUUCCGCAGCUAAGCAGGCAAAGUGAGUUCGCUCCGGAGAGGCACAAACAUAAGCAAAUAGAGAAGCACAAAUUACAAGAGAACAAUUCUACUGGAGGUAUUACCAAGGGUUCUAAGUUAAAAAGCAGAAGACACUCCGAUCUUAAUGGUUUAACUGCAUCAAAGAAAAUCAGGACUGAUAGUUUGCAUUGUACAGAUGAAGCUUGGAUGUCUGAUCAUGGUGAGGGUCUGGGGAAGGUGGGCCAUAGUUCAGGCGCUGGUUCACAUAUUGUUUCAUCUGGGAAGGAUUGGCCUAGAUGCAAUGAACGCUCUUCUUCUAAGGACAUAAAACAUGAUAAAAAGAACAGGCUACAAUUUUCUGGUAAACAUCCAAAAGACCAAGUUGUGGCAUCCUUGGAUAAUGGGUCCAUGCGUGUAGAAAAUAGUGAAGCUAGAGACAUCACGGUGAAAAAGAGGAGAAUGAAGGAAAAUAGGGACUCUGAGAUUUAUCCAGGGUCUAUUUCUAAUACAGUGCAGCAUCUCCAGGACGACAAAAUCUUUCCGAGGGAAGUGUUCAGUGAGAGUGACAAUAGGAAGGCAAAGAAGGCCCAUAUAUCCAAGUCUGAGGGAAAACAGUCUAUUGCAAGUAAAGGCAAUGGUAGAACAGACAAAAAAGGCAGUCACAAAAAGAUCCAGCAAACAAGGCUAGAUCCAGGGAGCAAUCUGUCCCAGCAGAGCUUGGAAGGUAUGGAUUCUUUGAAAAGGGAUUCUGGACGCAUACAGCCUUCUGCAGCUGCUACUUCAAGCUCUUCUAAGGUUUCUGUUUCCACUAAAAGCAAAGCCAGCUUUCUUGAAGUAAAGGGCUCACCAGUGGAAUCAGUUUCAUCUUCUCCUAUGAGAGUUGAGAAUCCAGAUAAGUUCACUUCGGCAAAAAAGUCUCUUAUGGUGAAAGACGACUCUUGCAAUGCUGAUCACUUUGGCAUAAGUAAUCCAAGAAGAUGCUUCGAUGGUGAAAAUGGAGGUGAGGGUAAUCUAUUAGGGAAAGCGAGGAAGGAGAAACAUUCUGAAAAGGUGCGUCAUGGUUCUCAUGAGUCCUUUGUGCUUGAUUUUCCAGACAAGGGCUUAAGCCACUUAUCUGAUAAAGGUGAAGGACAUACUGCACCCUCUUUUGAUAUUGCAAACCACCACGUUGCAAAUGGUGAUGCUAAUCAGACGGACCAAAAUUCUCGAUAUCACAGUAAACCAACAACUUUGGACCAAGACCUUAAUGAGGAAAGACAGAAUGAAAAUAAUUAUCGUGCCAAUGGAUCUGGAAAGGGUUCGUCCUUGCAUUCUAAGGCUAAGAACCAGAAUUCUAAUUCCAAGUUUGGGGUAAACAAUUACAAGCUCGCUGGUCCUAUCGAUGCAUUGCAAGAUCGUCAAACUUCCUCUAAAGUAAAACCUACACCAAAGCAGUUUCUGCUGCAAAACUGCAAUGGAGAAAGAUAUUCAAAGAGGUUCCUGUCUCAUGAAGCUUAUAAAGUGGAGACAGUCACUGGGCAAGGGAAAUCACUAUCAGCAGAACCCUCUGAACAAGCUCAAAAUGGGGCGAUAUCUGGAUUAUUCGCGCCAGAUUCUGGUUCCCAAAAUGGAAAGGGAGCAAACAAUUUGCCAUUAGAAUCCUCUGAAGGGGAAAACGGGUUGAAGGCUCCUAGACAGUUGAGAAAUCCUGAUCAUCAGAGUAGGAAUCAGCAGAUUAUCCCAAGACAUCCCACUGCAAAUGAGCACAAGGUUGGGGAUCCUGAUGCCCCAAGUCCAGCUAGAAGGGAUUCCUCCAGUCAUGCUGCAGGCAACCUUAUCAAAGAGGCUAAAAAUUUAAAGCACAUGGCAGAUCGCCUCAAGAAUUCUGGGUCCUCCAGUUUAGAGAGUACAGGGCUGUACUUUCAGGCUGCUCUCAAGUUUCUUCAGGGUGCCUCUCUAUUAGAAUGUGGUGGUAGUGAAAGCAGGCGUGGAGAGAGUCAGUCAUAUUAUGGUAGCACUGCGAAACUCUGCGAAUUUUGUGCACAUGAAUAUGAAAAAUGCAAAGUCAUGGCUAAUGCUGCUCUGGCAUACAAAUGUAUGGAGGUGGCAUACUUUAGGGUAAUUUAUUCCAAACAUGCCAGCGCAAACAAAGAUCGGCAUGAGUUGCAGACGGCUCUACAAAUAGGUGAGUCACCUUCUUCUUCUGCUUCGGACAUUGAUAACUUGAACCAGCCAACAGUGGAUAAGGUUUCGUUACCCAAAGGUGUCAGCCCUCCUCAAGUUGCUGGAAAUCCUGUCAUUGCUGCUCGAAACCGUUCACAUUUUGUGAACUUGCUUGAUUUUGCUCAGGAUGCAAUUUGUGCCAUGGAAGCCACUAGAAAAUCGCAGAUUGCUUUCGAAGCUGCAAAUGUAAGCUUGGCAGGAGGUCCAUACAAAGAUGGUAUUUGUUCAAUUAAAAGGGCUCUUGAUUUUAACUUUCGAGAUGUAGAGGGAUUACUACAUCUGGUACGACUUGCAGUGGAGGCCAUCGGCCAUUAGAGUCGCGGUGUUUGUGGGCACUCUGUUAUCCGGAUGAAGAAAGUUUUCAUUUGGUUGGUGUAUUCUUGGGUACCAAGACUCUGAGAAGGAAAGAAGACUUGAGCUGAAUUUUUGCUGCUGCAGUACUUCUGUUAGAAACUCUUUUGCUCAACAACUCGACGAGUUCUGUACUUAUGUGCAGUACAUGACAAAUCAGAAUUUUCAGUGUGUCUUUUCCAUGAUUUCUGCUUCCUUUCUGACAUGAGAGAGGACCAGAACUACAGAAUCCAUAUCAAGAUUGAUACUGGGUGUUCAUAAGGUGUCUGGAGAAAUAAUAUUGUGCUUUGUACAAAUAGUCAUAUAGAGUCAAACUGGAGACUGGUUGAAGAAGUUAAUGUGUACAGAGAAAACCAGGUGAAAAUGUGAUGUGUUAUAGUUCAGAUACAGAGGUUGCCCAUCUUUGGGGCAUUUUUCACUGAGACUUUUGAGUCCUUCUGUCCUGCUAAUUUGUCACCUAAUGAUUUCUUUGGGAUAUUUUUUGAAGGCGAAAACCUUUACAGGGAACUCAGACAGUUAACCUUCUUUUGUCCCUUUGUGUCCGGAAAACAUACUAGAUGAUUGCAGUCUCAGGUUGUAUCCAGCUUAAAUCCUGUUCUUUGUGGUUUUUAGAGACAAAGUAGGAAGAGGUUAGAUAGAAAUAUAUGUAGGCAGCGGGAAUAUUGAUUUGUAGCAUACUCAUGUUGGUUCAAUAACUACGGCGCUGGGGUUAUUUUCAUAAGAGGGGUUAUUGUUGUAUGUAUAUACAAUCAUGGACCUGCACUUACUCUGGAAUAAGCGUAAGUUUUUUAGAACUAGAGGGGGUUCACAGAAAUAUCAUCCACGAGCGCUCUUUGCUCGAGGGGUUUGAGUAAGGCAGGCCGUUCUGCAUACACUGCAGCAGCAGCAGCAGCAGCAGCAGCAUUCAGCAGAGAAUUGCUUCCUUCUUGAUUUAUCUCCUUUAUACUCGCAUUACCGACAAAUGAAAUCGACCUCAUUAUAGUAACCCUGCUCACAAACUGUAAUACAGGCACUGUAGCAUAAACAUUUGUUCGAGUUGUCUUAAUAAAAUUUUGAUGAAAUGAGUUUUAUGGUGGGAGAUCAUCAGAAUGCA
Messenger RNA from Tripterygium wilfordii, 6498 nucleotides. Its product is annotated as cysteine-tryptophan domain-containing zinc finger protein 7-like. The transcript is spliced from 14 exons. The coding region runs from base 363 to 5369 and encodes 1668 amino acids. The record is from RefSeq and is a predicted model, not a curated record. Gene Ontology annotation, molecular function: zinc ion binding. NCBI's taxonomy places the organism in Eukaryota, Viridiplantae, Streptophyta, Magnoliopsida, Celastrales, Celastraceae.